AUGUUGUGGAUUAUGAGAUUCUCCGGGUUUUUCUCCGCCGCAAUGUUCAUGAUUAUUCUCUCUCCCUCCCUCCAAUCCUUUCACCCAGCCGAAGCAAUUCGAUCCUCGCACCUUCACAUACCCUUCGCUGAUACCGAUAACCGAUUUUCUUUCCGGAAAGCCCCUUCAUUCCGCAAUGCCGAUGAAUGUGGUUGGAUUUCAGGGGAAAUAACUGUGUGUGACCCUUCCUUUGUACACGUCGCCAUAACCCUAGACAUCGAUUACCUGCGCGGUUCGAUUGCUGCCGUUCACUCCAUCCUGCAACAUUCCCUCUGCCCUGAGAGCAUCUUCUUCCACUUCCUCGUCUCAGAGACGAAUCUAGAGUUUUUGGUUCAAUCCACGUUCCCGGAGUUGAAGUUCAAGGUCUAUUACUUCGAUCCAAACAUUGUGAAAAACCUGAUUUCAACUUCGGUGAGGCAAGCGCUGGAGCAGCCACUCAAUUACGCUAGGAAUUACCUUGCGGAUCUAUUGGAGAGUUGCGUCCACAGAGUUAUUUACUUGGAUUCGGAUCUCGUUGUUGUGGAUGAUGUUUCCAAACUGUGGAGUACAAGCUUGGGUUCUCGGACAAUCGGGGCUCCGGAAUACUGCCACGCAAACUUCACAAAGUAUUUCACGGCGGGGUUUUGGUCGGACAAGCGGUUCUCCGGCACGUUUGCGCAGCGGAAACCGUGUUACUUCAACACGGGAGUGAUGGUUAUGGAUCUGGUAAGAUGGAGAAAGGAAGGGUACACGAAGCGGAUUGAGAGGUGGAUGGAAAUUCAAAAGAGCGAUAGGAUCUACCAGCUUGGUUCGUUGCCGCCGUUCUUGCUUGUUUUCGCAGGACACGUGGCGCCCAUUCAGCAUCGCUGGAACCAGCAUGGUUUGGGUGGCGAUAACGUUGGGGGUAGCUGUAGAGACUUGCACCCUGGUCCAGUUAGCCUGUUGCAUUGGUCCGGUAGUGGCAAGCCAUGGCUCCGCCUUGACUCCAAACGGCCUUGCCCUCUUGACUCUCUAUGGGCACCGUUUGACUUGUACGGACACACUCACUGA
Messenger RNA from Gastrolobium bilobum, 1068 nucleotides. Its product is annotated as probable galacturonosyltransferase-like 7. The record is from RefSeq and is a predicted model, not a curated record. Bases 1 to 1068 code for a protein of 355 amino acids. The transcript has a single exon. Lineage: Eukaryota; Viridiplantae; Streptophyta; Magnoliopsida; Fabales; Fabaceae. Gene Ontology annotation, cellular component: Golgi apparatus. Gene Ontology annotation, molecular function: glycosyltransferase activity.